CGGGGGGAGGGCUCCGGGGGGCCGCGGUAGCGGGAUGCAGCGGGCCCGGGUGCGGGCCUGCCGUGCCGGGAGCUGGUGUGUGCCGGGAGGCAGCUCCCGGACCCGCUCCUGCGGCUCGCUCCGCGCCCGCCGCUCGCCCGGAGGUGCCAGCUGGGGCUCCGCUGUGCUUCAGAGCUUGAAGCAGGGCGAAAAUGCUUCAUGGUGAGGUCAGCAGGACAACAACACCCACGGGCAAAAUGACAGCUGUGAGGUAUGAACAAGGGACCCAGCCCAGAGAAUCAUCUGGCUCUCCAACAGCUGAAGAGGCCACAGUAAAGAUUGAUAAUGGUUGUGAUGAGGGUGAUGGACCAGACACCUGUUCCAAUUCUCUUCUCUUGCAGUGCAACUAGGAGAAAAAUUGCCCCCUUUGUGAUGUCAUUUGGAUUCAGAGUAUUUGGAGUUGUACUUAUCAUUGUGGACAUUAUAGUUGUGAUUUUGGAUCUGGCUAUCAGUGAGAGAAAGAAGGGCACAGAGAUUCCUGAAGGUGUUUCCCUGGCAAUAGCACUCUUCUUUCUCAUCGAUGUUCUCCUGAGGGUAUUUGUUGAAGGCUUCAGGAACUAUUUCCAGUCCAAACUGAAUAUUUUGGAUGCAUGUAUAGUGGUGGGCACCCUGUUAAUUAAUUUGACGUACUGCUUCUUAGAUGUUGGUGCAGCACAGGAGAUACCAAGAAUGGUUAUUUUCCUCCGAAUUCUGAGAAUUGUGAUCUUGAUAAGAAUAUUUCGUCUGGCUUCACAAAAGCAGCAACUUGAAAGGGUGACCAGGAGAAUGGUCUCUGAAAACAAAAGACGUUAUGUGAAAGAUGGCUUUGAUCUGGAUCUCACUUAUAUUACUGAUCGAAUUAUUGCAAUGUCAUUUCCAUCUUCUGGGAAGCAGUCUUUCUACAGGAAUCCCAUAAAGGAAGUUGCAAGAUUUUUGGACACCAAACAUCCAGGCCACUAUAAAGUCUAUAAUCUCUGCAGUGAGCAAGGCUAUGACCCCAAGUACUUUCACUACAGGGUGGAAAGGAUCUUCAUUGAUGACCACAAUGUCCCAGCACUACAGGACAUGCUGAAAUUCACUGCCAGUGUCCGUGAAUGGAUGAGUCAAGAUGAGAAGAAUGUUAUAGCAAUUCACUGUAAAGGGGGCAAAGGCAGGACUGGAACAAUGGUCUGCACGUGGCUCAUAGACAGUGACCAGUUUGAGAGCGCAAAGGAAAGUUUGGACUACUUUGGGGAAAGAAGAACUGAUAGAAGCACAAGUAGCAAGUUUCAAGGUGUUGAAACACCCUCACAGAGUAGGUAUGUUGGGUAUUAUGAGAUCCUGAAAAACAAGUAUAACUUGGAACUCCCACCAGAGAGACAACUCAAAAUAAAAAACCUCAAAAUCCACACUAUACAUGGAGUUGGGAAAGGCAAUGGAACUGAUAUGAAGGUGCAGAUAAUAAUAAAGAAGAGAGUUGUACUACAAUGUGUAUGUGGCAAUCAAAAAAACUGCAGGCUCUUCUUUGAUUCUGAAAGUGACACUGUAGUCAUUGGCUUGGAAGACUGCCCUGUUCUAAGUGGUGAUGUGAAAGUCAGAUUCGAAUGCAAUUCUGCUCUUCCAAAAGGCUAUGAUGGCUGCCCAUUCUUUUUCUGGUUCAACACUUCCUUUAUUGAAAAUAACAGACUCUACCUUCCCAGGAAUGAGUUGGAUAACCCUCACAAGUCUAAAACAUGGAAAGUGUAUAGUGAGACAUUUGCUGUGGAGGUGAACUUUAUUGAUGCAUAAGGGAAAUCUGAAAGAAGGAAAACAUGUAAAAUUCAUCUCUUUCCUGGAGAAUGUCUGUUUCAGUAUAAAAUGAAGCAGUGUCACUUGGAUGUAUCUACACAGAAAUACACUAAGUACAACUUCUCAAAUAAAGCUACACGAAGUUCUGUGGGGCCAAAAUACUCUGAAGAGUUACUUAAGGUCAGUUGACUGUCACAUCAUGGGCUGUUGGAUUCUUGGAGCUUAGGUACCUCUGCAUACAGCUAAUUCUUGUUUGAGUAAUCAAAGACAAUUGCCUGUCUUUAAGCAUGAGAAUUAAUGUGAUGGUGGAUGAAGACCAGCAGUCUGCAUGAGACUGGAAAAGCCUGACAUUCCCUCAAUAUUGGGGUUUUCCACAAAUCAGUAGAAUAUGGCAAUUUUGAGGGAGAAAUAUUAAUCUCCCUCUGUUGGAUUGUUGCAUCUUGAGCUGAAGUCUUGGUAUUGAACUGCUCUUCAUCAGUAAUCAGUGCUGUAGUGCUUUGAGCAACACCUGGCCUGGGAGAUGCCUGUGGAGGUUGGAGACUGCUCAGCUGCUUUUCUACUGCUGUACCUCUCCACAAAGGGCUGCAAUGGCCACUUGCCCUAUGACUGGCUGUCAUCAGCUGCUGAGCAUUCCAGCUGCCUGGGAUCAGUGUGGCUGCCUUAAUGCCUGCAUAUGAGGGGUUGGAUCUGUGCACCUGCUCAUUUGAGCAAAUAGUGUGAAUCCUCACUGGCUCCUCUUGAGUUGUACUAAGACCUGUAAUGCACAAACUUCCAGGAUGCUUAUUCUACUUCCAACUAUUUUCAGCAGUGCAGCUCUUCUGUGGAGACUGUGCCUUCAUUUGUGUGAAAUGUAUUGAGGUGUUAGCUUCUUGGUUCUGCUGCUUCAUUAGUCUUGUUCCUGGGAGCCAAAAAGUGGAAGGGAAAUGACAUAGCUUUCCAGUUGAUGAAAUAAGCAGAGGCCAUGUACCUCCCUGUGCUUACUUGAAGGUAGUUAUGUACUAUGAGGUAUAGCAUGUGUGGGCUCAACUUCUGCUAUUGCUAUGUAUUUACCUCAGGGUCCACGUGAAUGUGGCUAGGGGCUAAAAAAAGAUGCCCUUUCAUUGCUACUAGUGGCUGAUGCCCAAGUUCAUUUUGGCUUAGCUCAGGCAAUUGGAUAUCUGUCCACUGUCCUAGGAUGCCCUUUGAUGUAGUUGGCAGGGCACCUAAGGUGACCCAUCUUCCUGCUUAGGGAGUGAGCCAGUUUGUUCAGAUAGCAGCAGCAGAGGCUGUAGCAGCAAGUCGGAUUUUCCUAGCUGAAGCACAUGCAGUUAAGUAAAAACGAAUGUGAAAGCAGGAAAGAGGAACAAAAUAGCUGUACAAGGGAUAUACAAUGUUUCUCUUGUGAGAAACAGGCACCACUGCUCAGAAGAGGGUAACAAUAGUCCCUGCCUCCCUGCUGCACUGACCUUCACAGGGUAGUGGAUAUUUAUCCCUUAUAUUUGUGGAAUUUAGGUGAACUCCUGGCAUUCUUCUGACAGAAAACCUUACAACCUAUAUCGUGGUAAUCUAGCAACUUGAAAUUUGAGGUGAACAUUAAUACUAGAACUGACUUUGGUACUAACAAGGCAACAGGCCAAGUGCUGAACUGUGAGUUUCAUUUUCCAUAGAUGUAAAAUGAGCAGUUAUUUCACAACAUCUUACUCUAGCUGCCCCCUUCCCCUCAGUUUUGAGGGCUUUAUGUGUUCAUUGAUUGUAUAAAGUCUUUUCCUUUCAUUCCAGAAAGGUGGUGAUGCUGAAGUCAAACUUUUUGUUUCUUAGCUAGAUGAGUUUGUUAAAUGGCAUAAACAAUCAUCAGGUACUCAGUUAAUCAAAUGAAACUUUAUUUCUGUGAAUUCCUAUAACAACAUCAUGAAGUUUUUAGCUGAACAACUGAUACACGUGUACAGCUUAAGCAGCUCUGAAUGGAAAAAUUACUGCUUACAUCAACUUCAGAAGGUAAACUCUCAAAAUGCCACCAGCUUCUUGCUGUUGGUUAUUUUAAAUACCCUGCUUCUCUUGAAGCUUCAAUUUUUGUAUUAAAAACUGCAACCAUGAGCUUUAAAAAAUGAAAGCAAAGACAAAUCUAAGAAAUAGAUUGAAGUAUUCCACUGAGGUGGAGUCUGUCCUCACCUUUUCAUAACUAUUAGAAACAUGUACAAAUAUACUAUUUCUCUUAGCUAGACAACUUUAAAAAGAAGGGGAAGUCUAACAACUCUUAAAGCCUCAUGCUCCUACCUGAAUCAUUUGAACAUUUGGUAUAAAUUCCUUUUAAAGUACUGGCAAUGCAGAGUAGUGCUGCCCCUAUUGUAUCAGUCAGUCAGGCUGUAUUGGUGCAGUAGACACUGAAGAUUCUUCAGGCAUGCCCUGCUUUAACUGCCUUUUCCCGUGGUAUAUGAAAGGGAGAUGAAUUGUUCUUUCUGCACUUGGAGGCUGGAGGAGCAAGAAGAUUUUGUGGAACUGCAGCAACCACCUUCCAUCAAAGAGGCUGCAACAAUGCAAGGAAUGAGCCAGUUUAAGUGCACCCUGGCUCCACUGCAAGAGGCAGCAGGUAUUGAGGGAUUUCAUCUAUGCCUAAAGCUUGUUCCUAUUUCUGGGAUCUAAAAGGGAAGCUGUAACAUGCAAAACUAGGUUGUUCCAGCUCUGUCUGUCACUGACAAAUGUGGUUGCUGUGACAAGCUGCUAAUCUCCAUGUAGCUGUGAUGAUCUCAGUGAGUUAAAGGGCUCUGUCUGUGCCCCCCACUGCCCCCAUACUGGUGGGCUGCAGUUAGAGCACCCAGGCAGCAUCUCUGUACAACUCAGGACAAGUUUGUGCUGUUCUAAGAGCUGCUCAACUUAUUCCAGGAUAAGGCAGUAGCUGCUUCUCACAAAGCAGAACAUGCUUGUAAAAAGAGCAUUCUACUUUAAGAACAAAAGGGGCAUCUAGAGAGAGGUGUCACUGCAUCGUUUUGGGUAAUACUGACUAACUGCAUAUUUCAUCAAAUAACAUGACAGAGCA
Passer montanus (Eurasian tree sparrow) is the source of this 4798-nucleotide messenger RNA. RefSeq names its product phosphatidylinositol 3,4,5-trisphosphate 3-phosphatase TPTE2-like. The transcript is spliced from 19 exons. Gene Ontology annotation, biological process: monoatomic ion transport; dephosphorylation; transmembrane transport. Gene Ontology annotation, cellular component: cytosol; membrane. NCBI's taxonomy places the organism in Eukaryota, Metazoa, Chordata, Aves, Passeriformes, Passeridae. The record is from RefSeq and is a predicted model, not a curated record. Gene Ontology annotation, molecular function: monoatomic ion channel activity; protein tyrosine/serine/threonine phosphatase activity; phosphatidylinositol-3,4,5-trisphosphate 3-phosphatase activity. Bases 325 to 1785 code for a protein of 486 amino acids.